AUGCCUCCCAUCAACAUAGAGGCUCGCCAGCAAAGUCUCGCCAGCAUGGGGUUCCCCUCUGGAACCACUAUCACUGCGGAAUUCACCGGUUACGCCGGGUUUGUGGGAGGGUGCCUCAGGACGUACGACCAGGAGGUGCAACCGAAAGACAUGAUCAUGACCGCACUGAACAGGGUGCACUCGCGUAGCGCGAGUGACGUUCGCUCAGGUGCUGGGAGUGGAAACCCUGAGGACAUUCUCGAAUGGGGCAUACGGCUAUACAAAGGCUACCGCCCUUCGAGUUCACCCAGCCGACGCAUCACCGCGCAAGCCUUCUCCUGUAUCGCAAGCCUCUAUAACAACAAGUCGCGCCUGCCAAAUCAAACACUCCAAAUUGACGACCUCAGGCGCGCCGCUGAGGCAGCCAACACGGCCGCAGGGCUCGGGUACACGACCCCGACCGCCCUCUCCAUCGCGAUGUACAUCGGCAACCUGAACCACCUGGAUUCCGUCGGUGGGCCUGCUCGAAACGUCUGGGAGACGGCGUACUUCUCGGAGCUGAUAGAGCUCCGGAGAGUAUACGAGCGCAGGAAGCGUGAGGUAGAGCGCGAGGACAGGACGCGCGAAAGGAGGGUUGAGCGAGCGCCGGGCGAAUUUCGGUGUGCGGCUGUUGGAUGCGGGAUAGAGGCCACGAGGCGAGGAAGGCUGGGCUAA
This is a messenger RNA of Rhodofomes roseus, 693 nucleotides long. RefSeq lists its product as uncharacterized. The record is from RefSeq and is a predicted model, not a curated record. The coding region runs from base 1 to 693 and encodes 230 amino acids. The transcript is spliced from 3 exons. Lineage: Eukaryota; Fungi; Basidiomycota; Agaricomycetes; Polyporales; Fomitopsidaceae.